ACGACUUGACCGGUGGACGCGAGCGCGGCCGUUUUUCGGCCAACUUAUUUCUCUCACCUUAGCCUUCGUCAGUAUUACUUCAACCGUGUGUUAGUGUGGUGUUAAUUCAGCAAUGGCUAAAGACGUGUUUGUUAUCGUGUGUGUUGCACUGUGUUUACAGCUUGCGUUAUGUCAGUUUGGAUUUUUCCCUCAACGCGAUGAUCGUCGAUUCAAUGUAUUUGGAGCUGUACAGAAUAUUCUAGAAAAUCCACGGAGAACCUUACAAAAUGUACUCAACUUCGGACCAGAUAGAAAUCCAAACAGACCAGGUAUAAAUGGCCAAUAUUACGAACAAUAUGGACGACCAAACUAUCCAAACUAUCCUAAUGAAUAUUACUAUAGAAAUAUAAGAUAUCCUAAUAGAGAUUUUAAUAAUGGAAGGGAUAUAGUAUUCGAACCUACAAACAAUCCUUUCCAAAAUAAUUAUCCAAAUCAAGGAUUCAAUACCAGACCUAACGAAGAAUACGUAAAUGUACCUAAUUUUGGAAACAACAAUCAUAAUUCAAUCCCUUCCACAGAUUCAAAUGGGCAAAAUAAUUUCGAUAUUAAUAUAAAUAUUCCACAAUUUGACUCCGAACAAAAUAACGGAAUAUCGACUAAUCCACCUGGUAUCGAUGAGAAUAAUGUAACAACUGCACCUCAGUUUGAAUCUUAUAAUGGAAUACCAGAUUUACCAGGCGUACCAGGUGCACCAGGUGUACCAGGUGCACCAGGUGUACCAGGUGUUGAGAAUAAUAAUGGAAUACCAACAGUCCCGCCACCUGGUGUCGAAAUAAACGGAUCUGAAAAUAACAAUGGAAUCCCAGAAGUACCACCUGGUCCUGUUGUUGAAGAGAAUAAUGUAACACCUUCACCUCAAUUUGAAUCUGGAAAUGUAAACAAUGGUAUCCCAGAUGUCCCACCACCUGGACUUGAAAAUAAUAAUAGUAUACCAACUUCCCCACCAUCAGGUUUCACAGAUAGGAACCUGGGAAAUUCUGGAACUGAGACGUCUUUGACAACACUAGCGCCACUAACUCCCGUACCAAAUACGGGAUCAAGGAACAACUUGAAUUUCGGAACCGAAGGAUUAUUUUUGGAGACAUGCCAGACUCCUGAAGGCAGCGAGGGUAGCUGUGUCAACGUUUACCAGUGUGAACCGUACCUUAAAUUGCUCAAAGACGCCCAGAGAACCACUGCAGCGACACAACUCUUGAGGAAAGCGCUUUGCGGAUUCGAGGGCAAUAACCCUAAGGUAUGCUGUCCUAGACCAGGAAUCCCGACCGUUCCUCCAACACAAGAUCCUGUUACUCAAGCGCCAGUUACCCAAGCUACAACCUCCACUACAGAGGCCCAUUCUGGCAGGUCUUUGACUAAUGAGGAUUUUGUAGACGCGUUCCCGGAGUCCCCAGUCUGUGGCACGAGUAGCGCGCAGUUCUCCAAAGUCGUGGGCGGCGUUAACGCUAAGUUAGGUGACUUCCCCUGGAUGGCUCUGUUGGGGUAUUUGUUCCGCGGCGGUCCGAGUGUGGACUGGAAGUGCGGGGGCUCUCUCAUCACCACUAGGCACGUGCUGACUGCAGCUCACUGCAUCCAUGGUUUAGACAACUUAUACCUCGUCCGUCUUGGUGAGCUCGAUUUAGAGAAAGAAGAUGACGGAGCUGCGCCGAUUGAUGUCCUCAUAAAGACAAAGAUAGAACAUGAGAACUACAGCAGAAACUCACUUACCAACGACAUCGGUGUCCUAGUCCUGCAACAGGAUGUCACAUUUACAAAACUGAUCCAUCCAAUCUGUAUCCCGCUGGCUCCAGAGCUGAGAUCUAAUUCCUACGUCAACUACAACCCUCUGAUCGCCGGCUGGGGCAGUGUGUCCUAUCGUGGUCCUAGCGCGAGUCACCUGCAGGCGCUGCAGCUGCCGGUGGUGAGCAACGAGUACUGCGCGCGCGCAUACUCCGCCUACAAGGAGCAGACGAUAGACGAGCGCGUGCUGUGCGCCGGCUACGAGCUCGGCGGACGUGACUCCUGUCAGGGCGACAGCGGGGGACCCCUCAUGCAACCUGUCUGGAACUCGAAGAACUUUACAACAUCGAUGUACCAGAUCGGCGUUGUGUCGUACGGCAAGCAAUGCGCGCAGGCAGGAUUCCCCGGAGUCUACACCCGGGUCACACAGUUCAUACCCUGGAUACAGGAGAAAGUACUCGGAAAACGCACAUGAAAUUAAACAUUAACACCACCACUUCCACUAAAAACUAGCUACAUUUAAGACCCAUUUUCCACUAAGAAACUACUACUUUUAGUAAGAAAAUUGCGUCUUCGCCAGUGGAAACUAUCUUAAAAAUGUGACUCGCAACCAGUGAUAGUGGAAACUAGGUUUAACUAGCGGUUGUGAAUUGUGAUAAACUUUAAUUUAUAGAAGAGAACUUUGUUUUAAUAUUAAAAAUAAUGUAUUAUUAUUUUUUUAACUAAUAAAAUCUUAAUUAGCAGUA
Papilio xuthus (Asian swallowtail) is the source of this 2501-nucleotide messenger RNA. RefSeq names its product clip domain serine protease 4 (gene CLIP4). Bases 113 to 2230 code for a protein of 705 amino acids. The record is from RefSeq and is a predicted model, not a curated record. Gene Ontology annotation, molecular function: serine-type endopeptidase activity. The transcript has 9 exons. Lineage: Eukaryota; Metazoa; Arthropoda; Insecta; Lepidoptera; Papilionidae. Gene Ontology annotation, biological process: proteolysis.